GUUGAGCUGGAACCUGUGAAGCUUCUGUCUACACAAGACCACCUGGAGCACAGCCUGGCUGUUGAGAGGAGAAGAAUCCGACUGGGCCACGUCCAGGUCUUCCAGAACCUAAUGCAGGAGAGCAAUAAGGAAGAUAUUUUUGAAGAGGAAGAUGCAGUUCCAACUGAACUUACUCACGUGCAGAGCAUUGAGCUUGUCCUGCCUCCUCAUGCAAACCAUCAUGGAAACACUUUUGGUGGCCAGAUCAUGGCUUGGAUGGAGACAGUGGCCAGUAUUUCAGCAAGCCGCCUUUGUCGCUCCUAUCCCGUCCUGAAGUCAGUCGACAUGUUCAAGUUCUGGGGACCAUCCUUUGUGGGUGACCGCCUUGUUUUCAAUGCCAUUGUGAACAACACCUUUCAGAACAGCGUAGAGGUUGGUGUCCGUGUUGAGGCUUAUAACUGUGAGGAGUGGAUCAGAGACCAGCCACGCCACAUUAACAGUGCAUUCCUCAUCUUCAAUGCUGUAAAUGACAAAGGGGAGCUGCUCCCCUUCCCCAGAGUCAAACCGACCACGCAGGAUGGAGUGAGGAGAUACCACGGAGCGAUUGCCCGAAGGAGGAUGCACCUGACCAGAAAAUGCAUGUCUGCCAAAGGGGACAAACCUGAAUCCUGGGAGAGUAGCAACCAGGCAUACCUGAGUUACAGCAAUGUGGCUGCACUGACACACCUGGCAGCAAAACCAGGGUGGGAAAUAACCAAGACACUGGAUGAU
This is a messenger RNA of Acanthisitta chloris (rifleman), 750 nucleotides long. RefSeq names its product acyl-CoA thioesterase 12 (gene ACOT12). Gene Ontology annotation, molecular function: acetyl-CoA hydrolase activity. The annotation marks the transcript as partial. Gene Ontology annotation, cellular component: extracellular exosome. NCBI's taxonomy places the organism in Eukaryota, Metazoa, Chordata, Aves, Passeriformes, Acanthisittidae. The transcript is spliced from 7 exons. The record is from RefSeq and is a predicted model, not a curated record.